Messenger RNA from Nakaseomyces glabratus, 285 nucleotides. RefSeq names its product mRNA splicing protein SME1 (gene SME1). Gene Ontology annotation, cellular component: pICln-Sm protein complex; U1 snRNP; U5 snRNP. Gene Ontology annotation, molecular function: RNA binding. NCBI's taxonomy places the organism in Eukaryota, Fungi, Ascomycota, Saccharomycetes, Saccharomycetales, Saccharomycetaceae. Gene Ontology annotation, biological process: mRNA splicing, via spliceosome; spliceosomal snRNP assembly. The record is from RefSeq and is a predicted model, not a curated record.
AUGUCCGGCAAAAGUAAAGGUAAGGCUAUUGUUCCACCUAUAAAUUGUAUAUUCAACCAUUUACAGCAACAAACACCUGUGACAUUUUGGUUAUAUGAACAGGUUGGGAUUAGGAUACGGGGCACUAUUCGCGGGUUUGAUGAGUUUAUGAAUGUUGUUAUUGAUGACGCUGUGGAAGUGCCGAUUGAGGCGAAGUCGGGUAGAGAGCUUGUUGAUCAAGGCACUAAACUGGGUAGGAUUUUAUUGAAAGGUGACAAUAUAACACUUAUAACACCGAUAGAGUGA